Molecule: messenger RNA, 1747 nt
Organism: Ailuropoda melanoleuca (giant panda)
Lineage: Eukaryota; Metazoa; Chordata; Mammalia; Carnivora; Ursidae
Product: atypical kinase COQ8B, mitochondrial-like
Exons: 5
Coding region: 379-834 (151 amino acids)
Biological process (GO): ubiquinone biosynthetic process
Source: RefSeq, a predicted model, not a curated record
GGAAAUGUCAGGCCUACAGGAAACAGAGGGCUCCCACUCACACCAUCCCGCAGGUGGGCGGGGAGCAGAGAGAGAGAGAGCAGGGAGUAUGAGAGAACAGGGGCCCAGUGUGCAAGGGGUUGAGUGUGAGGUUUAUGUGUACGGUAGAGUUGAGAGUAUGAGAAGGAGAGUUGACAAGCAAGGCAAGGGAGUUUAUAUGUGCAAAGGAAAAAGCUGGGUGCAGGGAUGUGUGUUUGAAGCAGAGGGUGGAUAUGCAAAGUGGAGGGGGUCCCAGUGCAAGGGACAUGUUUGCUGGGAAGAUGUGCGUUCAAAGGAGAGACGUCCAGUCCGCUGGGGGUAAAAAUAAGCAGGUUGGCAAGAUAUUCGUGCAGAGAAGAGAUGCGGAGUUUUUACGGAUGUUCGCAAAAAAGGCGGUGUGGGGAAAGGAAAGGUCUGCCACGCACACGCCACUGUGAGGCAAUGUGGCUGGAGGUGGGGGGCUUACUGCGGGGGACCUGUGGACAGCUGGGACGGACUGUUGGUUUACCUUGUGGGGCCCUGGGGCCUGGGCCUCACUGGUGGGGGCCAUGUGGGGGUUCUUGGGCCCAAAUGUUUCAUAAGGAUGGGCCUGGCAGAGGCCUGGGUGAGGAGGACAUUCGCAGGAUACGGGAAGCCCGGAGCAGGAAGACCCCCCGGCCCCAGCUCAGCGACCGCUCUCGAGAACGCAAGGUGCCCGCUUCGCGCAUCAGCCGCUUGGCCAACUUUGGGGGACUGGCUGUGGGCUUGGGGCUGGGAGCGCUGGCUGAGGUGGCCAAGAAGUCCCUGCCAGGAGGACGUCUGCCAUCAGGUGAGUAAGGGAGCCACACUGCCUGAGUUCAGACCCUGGCCUUGCUAUGUGCCCUGGGCUGAGUGGCUUCACCUCUCUGAGCCCAGUUUUCUCAUCUGGAAAAUGCAUGAUCAUGUACCCACCUCUCAGGGUCAUCGUGAAGCCGCCUGUCAUGUGAGAAAAAUAACUGGAGUUGAAUUCCUAAAACUCUGAGCAGGAAAGAAAAGCUGAGAAUAGGAGUGUCAGGGAAGGGGAAGGGUGUCUGUGAACAACAGAGAGAAAGACGUGUGUGGAGAUUAGCACUGGGGGCUAAGAUUCCCCAACAAGCCUGCAUCUGGAAGCAAAAGUGGGGCUGGAUAUUUGGGGUGAGAAAGAGACCAAGGCUAUAGUAACUGACAGAUGCAAUGUGUGACCCAUGAUUGGAUGUCAGCUUGAGAAAAAUAACUAUUAAAGACUUUUGGGGACAACUGGGAACAUCUGAAUUUGAACUGAAGAGCAGAUAGAAUUCUUGUUCAUUUUCUUAGGCACGAUGAUGGCACUGUGAUUGAGUAGGGGAAUAUCCUUAUUUUUAGCACAGGUUGUGUGCAACUACAUGCAAAUGGGCCUGCAAAAAAUAAGGGCGAGGGUUUGGGCACAUACACACAGAUAAAUUAUACAGGUAAGGCCGAAGGUGAAAAGUUUGAAUCGGAAAAAAAAGAAAAAAGUUUGAAUUGGAGAUGUGGGUAUCCGUGAUGCUGUGCGUGUGACUUUCCUGUUCAUAUGGAUUUUUUUUCUUUUUUUCAAAAUGUUGGGUGUAAAUGGAGGAUUAGGCUUGCGGUAAGGCCAAACUGAGUCUACACCCUGCUUUGCCACUUCUGUGCUGUGUGACCCAGGGCCAGGCAUUGUACCUCUCUGAAUUUCUUGCUUCCUCACCUUGAAAAUUGAGGCAUGGGUAGUUCUUAC